Molecule: messenger RNA, 2060 nt
Organism: Lampris incognitus (smalleye Pacific opah)
Lineage: Eukaryota; Metazoa; Chordata; Actinopteri; Lampriformes; Lampridae
Gene: kaznb
Product: kazrin, periplakin interacting protein b
Exons: 9
Coding region: 257-1597 (446 amino acids)
Source: RefSeq, a predicted model, not a curated record
AUGAAAAGAUAGAGAGCACUUGACAAGUGCUUGUCACAGGGUCCACCGUUAACUGCCAAGUUGUGCGAGUGGUAAACGGAGGGAGCAGAAAGUAGAGAGGAGCGAGCUGGGCUCUUUCCCUCACCAGCGACGGGAUUACAAACUCAUUACGGACUCCGUAGGGCGUGGGAUACUCGAUGCGCUCUCUGGUUAAACAUUUCCAAGAAAGCGAGUUGCUCUGGCUCUCCCCCCCGCGUCUCCCCUGGUCCUCCGCCACAUGGGAAAAAUCCUUAAAAUGAUGGAGGACAACAAACAGUUGGCUCAAAGGAUUGAUGGGGCCAUCCAGUCUGCCAGUCGGGAAGUGACAAACUUGCGCUCCGAGCUCUCUGCCACCAGCCGCAGGCUAGCGGAGCUGGGCGCCAGCAGCCCGCCUGCCUUGGAGAACCACCACCAGCACAACCACCACGAUGACAGCCUCCAAUACCAGGAUCCAUCAAUGCACCACAGGCAAAAGGCGGCGGUGAAAGACAUGUGCUACCCAGCAGAGAUAUCCAGCUUGAUGGACUACAGCACUCCGGAUUCCUCGCUCGGCAAAGUGCUGUUGCGUGAGGAGGUGGUCCAGCUUCAGGAGGAGGUGCACCUGCUGAGACAGAUGAAGGACAUGCUGAGUAAGGACCUGGAGGAGACCCAGGGUGGCCGCUCUGCCAAUGUGCUCUCUGCUACCGAGCUCCGAGUCCAGCUGGGCGAAAAGGAGCAGGAGCUGGACCGGGCCAAGGAGGCAUUGCAAGCGAUGAAAGCCGAUCGUAAGCGUCUGAAGGUGGAGAAGGCGGACCUGGUGAAUCAGAUGCAGCAGCUGUACGCCACACUUGAGAGCAGAGAGGAACAGCUGCGAGACUUCAUACGUAACUACGACCAGCACCGAAAGGAAAGUGAGGAUGCAGUGAAAGCCCUGGCAAAGGAGAAGGACAUGCUGGAGAGGGAGAAGUGGGACCUGAGGAGGCAGACCAAAGAGGCCACGGAGCAGGCCAACAUCCUGCGCUCUCACCUGGACAUGAAGGAGAACCGAAUCAAAGAGCUGGAGGCCGAGCUCACCAUGGCGAAGCAGUCUCUUGCCACCCUGACCAAGGAUGUGCCGAAGCGUCACUCCCUGGCCAUGCCCUCAGAGCCCGUGGUGAACGGCAGUCAGGAGUGGGUGAUGCAGGCUGACCUGCCGCUCACAGCAGCCAUCCGUCAGAGCCAACAGACCCUCUACCACGGACACACUACAGACAGACAGGCUGUGGUCAGGCUCAGUCCCUGCCACUCACGCCAGCCCUCUGUCAUCUCUGACGCCUCGGCGGCAGACGGGGACCGCUCCUCCACGCCCAGCGACAUCAACUCCCCUCGCCACCGGACCCACUCCCUCUGCAAUCUAAUCAUCGCUUCUCCCUUCUUUUGCCUGGUGCAGUCCAUGGAGGACCUGGAGGACCAGAAGCGUAAAAAAAAGAAGGAUAAGAUGACUCUGGGAUCACUGUCACGGGUCUUCACCCGGGGGAAGCAGCGCAAGUCCCUGGACCCGGGCCUGUUUGAUGGUACAACUACCCCUGAUUAUUACAUAGAGGAGGAUGCCGACUGGUGAUGCUCUGUGUGUGUGUGUGUGUGUGUGUGUGUGUGUGUGUGUGUGUGUGUGUGUGUGCGUGCGUGCGUGCGUGUGUGCGUGUGCAAGUGCAAAGAGUAUUUUGGCUUGAGAAAGAUGGGAGACGAGGGGAAGUGUAUACGCAUGAGUGUAUGUGUGAGUAUCUGUGUGCAUGUGUGUGUGUGCGUGUACGAAUGUGUGCAUGUGUCCCAAAAUCAAACCCCCCGAGAAAGACUGCUAUCCCCAGAAAUGUAUAUUAUCAUCAAAAUGUAUGUUUGUAAAUUAGAUAUAUAUUUAUAGAUGUACAUGUAUGCAUAUGUAUAUAUGUUUACAUGCAUAUAAAUAUAUACAUGGGGUUAUAAUGUGUAGACAUGUUUAUGCUGUAUCUUUCAAAUGUCUUAAUGUACUUUUUAUAUAACUGGAGACUUGAAGGACUGCUGUGCAUAUGUAAAUAGGAGUUAUUGUG